Messenger RNA from Nelumbo nucifera (sacred lotus), 889 nucleotides. Its product is annotated as small ribosomal subunit protein uS13z/uS13y/uS13x-like. NCBI's taxonomy places the organism in Eukaryota, Viridiplantae, Streptophyta, Magnoliopsida, Proteales, Nelumbonaceae. Gene Ontology annotation, molecular function: structural constituent of ribosome; RNA binding. The record is from RefSeq and is a predicted model, not a curated record. Gene Ontology annotation, biological process: translation. Gene Ontology annotation, cellular component: ribosome; cytosol; small ribosomal subunit.
UUUAAAGCCGUCCUAACAGCGGGAGGUUGCUAUUUCGUGCCCUCUCUUUCCCUCGUAUUUGCUCUCUCUUUCUCGGAGAAGAGAAAGGAGUGUAGAGGAAAGCCUAGCAAUGUCUCUUGUUGCGAACGAAGACUUCCAACACAUUCUCCGUGUUCUGAACACGAACGUCGAUGGAAAACAGAAGAUCAUGUUUGCCCUGACUUCCAUCAAGGGUAUUGGUCGCCGUUUCGCCAACAUCGUCUGCAAGAAAGCUGACGUCGACAUGAACAAGAGAGCUGGUGAACUCACAGCUGCUGAGCUCGAGAACCUCAUGGUGAUUGUGGCAAAUCCACGCCAGUUCAAGAUCCCUGAUUGGUUUUUGAACAGGAAGAAGGACUAUAAGGAUGGUAGGUAUUCCCAGGUUGUUUCCAACGCUUUGGACAUGAAGCUGAGGGAUGAUCUUGAGCGUUUGAAGAAGAUCAGGAACCACCGUGGUCUCCGGCACUACUGGGGUCUUCGUGUUCGUGGGCAGCAUACUAAGACCACUGGCCGCAGGGGGAAGACUGUUGGAGUCUCCAAAAAGCGAUGAAUUGCCUCCCUCGUUGGGCAUUUACUGUUUUGGAGUUUCUUUUAUUGCAAAUUUUGUUUGUUUGCUUUUUGAGUUGUCUUCUCCCGUGAUUUUCAUGUCAGUUCACUUGUGGGUCUGAUGAAUUCAUGGAUGUUUUUAGAUUGUCUUUUUAUACAUUUCUUAUUUCUUAUACUAUGUCACCUAUCGUCCUCCUGAACAUUUAUUUACACAUCGUUUCUCCUUUGAGAACCACCUCAAAUAGGUCGAUUUCUUUCUUUAUUCGGUAAUCGGUGGUUGAGCAUUGUUGUAGAAUUGCUUUGAUCUUGAAUAAUUUAUACUUGA